AUGAUAAUGAACAAUCAAACUGUCAUCACCGAAUUCCUCCUUAUGGGUCUGCCCAUCCUGCCAGAGCACCAGCACCUUUUCUAUGCUUUGUUCCUAGUCAUGUACCUCACCACCAUCCUGGGAAACCUGCUAAUCAUUGUCCUUGUUCAACUGGACUCCCAUCUCCACACACCCAUGUACUUGUUUCUCAGCAACUUGUCCUUCUCUGAUCUCUGCUUUUCUUCAGUCACAAUGCCCAAAAUGCUCCAGAACAUGCAGAACCAGGACCCGUCCAUCCCCUAUGGAGGUUGCCUGGCUCAAACAUACUUCUUAAUGGUUUUUGGAGACAUGGAGAGCUUCCUUCUUGUGGUCAUGGCCUAUGAUCGCUAUGUGGCCAUCUGCUUCCCUCUGCAUUACACCAGCAUCAUGAGCCCCAAGCUCUGUACUUGUCUAGUGCUGCUAUUGUGGAUGCUGACAACAUCUCAUGCUAUGAUGCACACCCUGAUUGCAGCAAGAUUGUCUUUUUGUGAGAACAAUGUGGUCCUCAACUUUUUCUGUGACCUAUUUGUUCUCCUAAAGCUGGCCUGCUCAGACACUUAUGUUAAUGAGUUGAUGAUAUUUAUCAUGAGUACACUUCUCAUUAUUAUUCCAUUCUUCCUCAUUGUUAUGUCCUAUGUCAGGAUCAUCUCCUCCAUUCUUAAGGUUCCAUCUACCCAAGGCAUCUACAGGGUCUUCUCCACCUGUGGUUCCCACCUGUCUGUGGUCUCAUUGUUCUAUGGGACAAUUAUUGGUCUGUAUUUAUGUCCAUCAGCUAAUAACUCUACUGUGAAGGAGAUUGCCAUGACCCUGAUGUACACAGUGGUGACUCCCAUGCUCAACCCCUUCAUCUAUAGCCUGAGGAAUAGAGAUAUAAAAAGGGCCCUAAUAAGAGUUAUCUAUAGUAAGAAAAUCUCUCUGUAA
Arvicanthis niloticus (Nile rat) is the source of this 939-nucleotide messenger RNA. Lineage: Eukaryota; Metazoa; Chordata; Mammalia; Rodentia; Muridae. The record is from RefSeq and is a predicted model, not a curated record.